GACAAAAUCUGCUUCCUUUUUGCUCUCGAUUUAGAUCGUCCCUUCCUUCUCUCGCGCCUCCUCCUGCAAUAAUCAAUAAGACAGCCAGACUUCCUCUUCCUCUUCCCCUGAUUUUUGCUGCCAUGGUGGGCGAGGAGCGACAGCGCAAGUCGUCGAAGAAGAACAAGACAGAGAAGAUCCCGCAGCGCGGCCUCGGCGUCGCGCAGUUGGAGAAGAUCCGGUGCAUGGAGGAGCAGCAGAGGAUCGCCGGCGCGUCCUCCUCCGACUUCUCCACGCAAGGGUUGGGAUUCCCGCCACCGCCUCUGACCACCGCCGCCGUCAUGAAACCCCGAGCCGCCUCCACUUUUUUCACGGACUACCACCACCACCACCACCACCACCAACGGCAACAACCACCGCCGCCGCCGGGGUUUAUUCCGAUGGUCUGGAACGCAGCCGUCGAUGCAAAAGAAGCCUCGCUGGUGAGGAAGAUCGGAGUCCCUCUUCAUCGUAUGAAGCAACCGCCGCCGCCGCCGCCGCCGAUCGCAUCUUUGCAGGCGAAUUCUCCCACAUGUCACCGGAUGGAGCCCCCUUCAAACCAAAACAACUCAAACAACUACGACUUGCUCUCUUGCUGGAGAUCAGAACAAAACAAGAAUUCAGUAGAGAUGAUGGUCUGCAACAAGCGGCCACCGCCGGCGGCGGCUUUUCAUCCUGAUGAGGUCGUCGUCGCCGGGAAUCAGGAAGCUUAUUGCCCUCGUAAGCACCCUUUCCUCUCCAAUGAAUGCUCUCGCGCUACCGGAAGUAACUUGGUUAGACUUCAAUUCCAAGCUUCUAGAGGAAACACAUCGACUCCAAUUGUGAACUCGACGAGUUCAGAUCUCUACAUUGAUAAAGGGAUCAAGGAAAAUUGUGGUGUUCAUGAUGGCAAUUUCCUUAGCCUGGCUUCAGUUUCAGCACCAAGUCUGACACAGUAUGAUCAUUGUGAUUUCAGUUUGAAGAAUGCUCAGAAAAACACAGUCAACGUCUCUUCAUCUAAUGAGUUGCCAUUCUAUGAUUUCUUGCUCAUUGCUCCAAUCAGAGAUGAGGAAACAACAAUGCUCGAGAUAAAGGAAUCACCUACUGGCGAUAUUGAUCUCAACCUGAGACUUUAGGAGACCUCCAGACUUUUGGCUCAAGUGAUUGUUGGUUACUGCUUAAGGGUAAUGAAUGUGUUCGUGUUUGACCUUCCAUUGCUGUUCAUUUCAUAUUUCCUACUACUUUUUGUUCUAGCGUUUGUAUAGAAACAGAAUUUUCAGUUUAGAAAUUUUCGUUCUAGAGUAUUCUUGUAUUAAUAUUAAUUAAUCAUACCACAAUGUUAUUAUUCCAUUGAACUUAUUCAGUGUUUAU
This is a messenger RNA of Zingiber officinale, 1368 nucleotides long. RefSeq lists its product as uncharacterized. NCBI's taxonomy places the organism in Eukaryota, Viridiplantae, Streptophyta, Magnoliopsida, Zingiberales, Zingiberaceae. The record is from RefSeq and is a predicted model, not a curated record. The transcript is spliced from 4 exons. Gene Ontology annotation, molecular function: DNA-binding transcription factor activity. The coding region runs from base 123 to 1133 and encodes 336 amino acids.